Molecule: messenger RNA, 1605 nt
Organism: Phaeoacremonium minimum UCRPA7
Lineage: Eukaryota; Fungi; Ascomycota; Sordariomycetes; Togniniales; Togniniaceae
Product: putative mfs hexose protein
Exons: 4
Coding region: 1-1605 (534 amino acids)
Biological process (GO): transmembrane transport; carbohydrate transport
Cellular component (GO): membrane
Molecular function (GO): carbohydrate:proton symporter activity
Source: RefSeq, a predicted model, not a curated record
AUGGCAUCCAAGGUUGGAGCAAAGGGUGCUCAAGCCGAAGUCGAGGUGGCCCAGGCUGAGGCUCCUCGGUUCGAGAAAGUCUCUUGGACUAAAGAGCCCCAUUUGAGGAGACUUUAUUUGAUGUCACUUGUAUUGAUGGUUGCAUCUGCAACUACCGGUUACGAUGGUAUGCUAGUCAACACGUCCCAGCUGAUUGACUAUUGGGGAGACUAUUUCGGUGACGAUGUUGUCGACAAUAAUAAGCUUGGAAUUCUUGUCAACAUGUUCAAUAUCGGAUCUAUUAUCAGCUUCUUCAUAACACCCUAUGUCGCGGAUCACUACGGUCGAAAGAUCGCCAUCGUCAUUGGAUGUCUCUUCAUGGUUCUUGGAGGAUGCCUCACGGCGUUCUGCAAUGGCUACGGGAUGUACAUUGGUGGCCGAUUCCUUCUCGGAUUUGGUAACUCUCUGGCGCAGAUGUCUUCUCCACUGCUCCUGACUGAAAUAUGCCAUCCGCAACACCGUGGUCCAGUCACUGCCAUCUACAAUUGUCUGUGGAAUGCUGGUGCUUUGCUCGUCUCUUGCAUCGGUUGGGGCACUGCAUACAUUAACAGUGAUUGGUCCUGGCGAAGCAUCACCUUUAUCCAGAUCGUUCCCUCUCUGAUCCAGCUUGCAUUCAUUUGGUGGCUUCCGGAGUCGCCCCGUUUUCUUGUCAACAAGGAUAGACACGAAGAAGCGCUUCAGGUCCUUGCCAAGCAUCAUGCUGGCGGGGAUGUUCACAACGCUACUGUUCAGUUCGAGUUUCGAGAGAUCAAGGAAACAAUUCGUAUCGAGAAGGAAGCCGACAGAGCGACUGGCUAUUUGGACUUCUUCCGCACAAGGGGUAAUCGCUGGCGAUUGGCUAUCAUCAUUUCGCUUGGUAUCAUCUCUCAGUACUCUGGUAACGCUCUCUUCUCCAACUACAUGAACGCCGUCUAUGAGGGUGCCGGCAUCACUGAGCAAAAUCAAAAGCUUGCUCUUUCGACAGGCAAGACGAUCCUCGAUCUUAUUGUUACCAUUUCUGCCGCCUUGACCGUCGAUAGAUUUGGUCGUCGUCCCUUGUUCCUGAUCUCUACGUUCGGGAUGGUAUUCUCGUUCGUCUUGUGGACCAUUACUGGCGCCGUCUACGAGAACUCUCAUCAGAGAAACCAGCACUCGGGCUAUGCUCAGCUAGUUUUCAUUUGGCUAUUUGGUGUAUUCUACGAUAUUGGAUUCUCUGGUCUCCUGGUCGCCUAUGCCUUGGAAGUCCUGCCAUUCCAUCUCCGUGCAAAGGGAAUGAUGAUUAUGAAUAUCACGGUGCAGGCUAUUCUUGCACUCGGCAAUCAAACAAACAAGAUUGCCUGGGACAAGCUGCCUCAUCACUGGAACUUCAUGUUGUUCUAUACCCUCUGGGAUUGCGUUGAAUUGGUUUUCGUUUGGUUCUUCUACGUCGAAACUAAGGGCCCGACCCUCGAGGAAAUUGCCCGUAUUUUCGACGGUGAUGACGCCAUUGCCCAUAUUGACUUGCAUGAAGUCGAGAAAAAUUUGCACCUUGACCACGAAGAAGAUAUCAACGCAGCCGCAAUGCAUGGCAAUAAGACCGCAGCUUGA